Rhodamnia argentea is the source of this 1470-nucleotide messenger RNA. RefSeq names its product polygalacturonase At1g48100. Lineage: Eukaryota; Viridiplantae; Streptophyta; Magnoliopsida; Myrtales; Myrtaceae. The coding region runs from base 1 to 1470 and encodes 489 amino acids. Gene Ontology annotation, molecular function: polygalacturonase activity. The record is from RefSeq and is a predicted model, not a curated record. Gene Ontology annotation, biological process: carbohydrate metabolic process. The transcript is spliced from 8 exons.
AUGAAGCAAUACACCAAUACUUCAUGUCUCCGACUUGUUCGACCGAUAAUUAUAGCCAUUCUAACAAUAAUGCACAUCGCCAUCACGCAUUGUGCUGGUCAAGUCAAGGCCGAGAGGAGUCACAUGAUCAAGAAGAGCAAGCGUCACGGCCACAAGCAUCAUAAUGCUCCUGCACCUGCUCCUGCUCCUCAAUAUGGCGAUCAUCCAGCUGAGGCAAGCAUGUUCAAUGUGCUCUCUUUUGGAGCCGAAGGAGAUGGAGUCUCCGACGAUUCGAAGGUGCGUGUUCGCGUCUUCUUUAGCCUGCUUUUGAGCAGUUCAAAUGAACAGGCAUUCUUGGCGGCAUGGAAAGCGGCUUGCAAGGUACCGACGGCCACUUUGGUAAUCCCGCAAGGACUCAAGUUCCUGGUCAAGCCCAUCUCUUUUAAAGGCCCUUGCAUGCCUAAUCUUGUUCUUCAGAUAGAUGGAAUUGUGCAAGCUCCUCCAAAAGUAGGCUAUUGGAAAAAAUCCAGCUUAUUCCAAUGGCUGAAUUUCAAAUGGGUCCAGAACUUCACAGUCCAAGGCACUGGGACUGUUGAUGGUCAAGGGGCCGAGUGGUGGAGUCUCUCCCAGACGCCGCACUACAAUGUGCAGAGGACAUCGAAACACAUUCUGGGCAUGAAACCGACUGCUUUGCGGUUUUAUUCCAGCUAUAACGUGACGGUCCGCGGCAUCAGCAUCGUCAAUAGUCCUCUCUGCCAUCUGAAGUUCGACAAUUCCAGAGGGAUCAAGAUUAGCAACAUAGCCAUUUCCUCGCCCGAGGACAGCCCAAACACCGACGGCAUUCACCUUCAAAACAGCCAGCACGUAGAAAUCGAACACUCUAAUAUCGGCUGCGGAGAUGACUGUGUUUCUGUACAAACAGGCUGCUCUGACGUCUACAUCCAUCACAUUAGUUGCGGUCCUGGACACGGUAUAAGCUUAGGAGGAUUAGGGAAAGACAAAACCGUUGCAUGCGUCUCCAACAUUAUCGUAGACAACCUCUCUCUAGAAAAUACACUCUACGGUGUAAGAAUCAAGACCUGGCAGGGAGGAGUUGGGUCAGUCAAGAACGUAUCGUUCUCCAACGUUCAAGUUUCCCACGUGAAGGUCCCGAUGAUGAUCGAUCAAUACUACUGCGACAAGAAGUUUUGCAAGAACCAGACGGGAGGCGUCACGAUUUCCGGGGUCCGAUUCGACCAGUUCGUCGGGACUUACGCAGCGCAGCCCCUUCGCAUAGCGUGCAGCCACGACGUCCCGUGCACCGAGGUCGAUUUGGUGGACAUCCGGUUGAAGCCGUCGCCGGGACUCGGCGGUUCCCGGGAGGCCUCGUGUUACAACUCUUAUGGGAAAGCGGUGGCUCCUCUUGUUCCUGCUAGCAUUGACGAUUGCUUGAGAAGUGAUGGUGCAUCGAUCAAGAGAAUUGCUAGGUCACACGAUGUAGUUUGCUGGUGA